Vicia villosa (hairy vetch) is the source of this 918-nucleotide messenger RNA. RefSeq lists its product as uncharacterized. The coding region runs from base 1 to 918 and encodes 305 amino acids. The record is from RefSeq and is a predicted model, not a curated record. Lineage: Eukaryota; Viridiplantae; Streptophyta; Magnoliopsida; Fabales; Fabaceae. The transcript is spliced from 3 exons.
AUGGUGGGGAAAUUUAUUGGGCAAAGAGAUGUGUCGGAUCAUUGCCCGGUAUGGGUGGUAGUUGAUAAAGAGGAUUGGGGUCCCAAACCAUUCAAGUUCAAUAAUGAAUGGUUUAAAAAUAAGGAGUUCUUGCAUUUUGUAGAGAUGGAAUGGAAGGCGAUAAUAGUUCGUGAUAUAGGGGAUUUCGUCUUAAAAGAGAAAUUUCGAAUCAUUAAGGAUAGACUUAGAUGGUGGAACAAAAUGGUGUUUGGUAAGUAUGAUUUGGAAGUGAAGGAAGGGGUAAGAGAGUUGUAUGAGGCGGAUGAUUGUGACCAUUUGGGUGAAGAGAUUCAACUUAUCAAAAGAAAGGCUAGUAGUAUAUUUUGGUUGAAUCUUAAAAUCGUGGAGAAUAUGCUUAUUCAAAAAUCUAGAUUAAAUUGGCUUAAUGAUGGGGAUUCCAAUACUAAAUACUUCCAUAGAGUUAUGAAAGAAAGGAGGAGAAAGAAUCAUAUUUGUUCCAUUACCACAAGAAGUGGUAUUAUUGAUAAAGUGGAGGAGGUAAAGGAAGAAGUGAGGCGUCAUUUUAAUAGUAAGUUCAAGGAGGAUAGCUUUAGUAGACCGGUUCUAGAGAAUGUGUUUUUUAAUUCUUUGAGCAUGGAGGAAAGCGCUUCUCUUGAGUCUCCUUUAUCCGAGGAGGAAAUAAAGGAGGCGGUAUGGAAUUGUGAUGGUUCGAAAAGUCCGGGGCCAGAUGGAUUCUCCCUUCUUUUUGUGAAGAAAUCGGAAGGGCUUAAAAUUAUGGUUACUAAGGCGGUGGAAAACGGGGAUUUUAUUGGUUGUAAAGUCAAAGCUACUUCCUUUCUCUCUUGCAAAAGGGAGGAAAAGGAGUUUUCUUUUCUUGGUAUCCGUAUUGGUUCAAAUCCUAGAAGGAUAAAGUUUUGA